This is a messenger RNA of Lagopus muta (rock ptarmigan), 4164 nucleotides long. Its product is annotated as tubulin alpha-3 chain-like. Gene Ontology annotation, molecular function: GTP binding; structural constituent of cytoskeleton. Gene Ontology annotation, biological process: mitotic cell cycle; microtubule cytoskeleton organization. Lineage: Eukaryota; Metazoa; Chordata; Aves; Galliformes; Phasianidae. The record is from RefSeq and is a predicted model, not a curated record. The transcript is spliced from 4 exons. The coding region runs from base 2912 to 4159 and encodes 415 amino acids. Gene Ontology annotation, cellular component: cytoplasm; microtubule.
CGGACGUGUUGCGGUGGAGUGCCGUGCAGUCGAGGCUCCUGAGCCUAACGAGGCGCCAUGGUGGGAGUGGGAACUCGGGUUGGGGAGAGGAAGGGAACCUGGGAUGGCUUUUGCCGCGGCGGGUUUGGGGAGUCGAGAGUGACCUGUGCUGCGGCGGAGCUCGCGGAGCGCUGCCGCUUGCGGCCCUGCGGUGGCGUAAGGCCGUGUGUGGGAGUGGAGAAAUUAACAAGAGAGCUGAGAGUUCGAGGGAGGUGACGUGUAGAAGUUGUCUGGUGGUAAAUGAGACAAAACAGGUGGAAAAGCAACGAAACCGGCUUUGCAGUGCGAAGGACGACGGUUGAGGGACAAGAACGCCUACCGCAUCGGCGGCGGCAUUUCUUGUGGUGCCUAAAACGAUUGGGGGCUGCACGCAGCCAAGCAGAGGAGAGGCGUGUGUCCGGCGGCCAAUGGCGUGCCACCGUGCCGUGAAGGGGCGCGGCUGUGCGGCGGUGUCUGCGCCUCUGCUCCCGCCCCAGACUGCGCGGGGCUGCGCGCUGGGGAACGAGAGCCUGGGGUGGUGUGAAAGCGUUGGAAGCUCAUUGCCAACCCAAUAGAAGUGCAGAUAAAUGCAGAGUGAGCCUCACUGGCAAAAGGCUAGUGACAGAACCACGAGGGUGAGAAUUCAAACAUGUAGUUGAAGAUGAGAGUUUUGAUGAAGCUUUAAAGACGCUCUCUACCUCUGUGUUUUCCUAGAUCAGCUAAAUACACAGUAAUAGUAUAUAAUAUAUGUAUAGUAUAUAAUAAUAAGCUAGAAUAAGAGUUUCAGUCUCAGAUGUAAAACAAAAUUGGGGUUUUGAGUGAUUUAAACGUAAGUGCCAUGCUUCCUCACCCAGAUGAUUUAGUAGAGGAACCCAAAUAUGAGUGGAUUGCCUGGCACUAGUUAUGUGCUUAUUGUAAAGGAAAACAUACUUAGAGGUCUUGUGCAGAAAAAAUUCUUGCAACAUUACUCAGUACAUUAUUGUCAACAGAUCAAGGAAAUAGAGGGUUAUUAUAUAAAGAAGGCUUCUAAAACCAAAGAAAGGUGAAAAAGAGACUAAACGGAAUAUUAUACACAGGAUAUACGUGCUCUGUGGUAAGGAAUGAUGAUACUGCAUUCAUCCUGCGUGACCACGUGGUAUCUAAGAUCCUCCAACAUUCUCAACGUUAAAUCCUAGAAUCUUUACAGUUGGUCAUCUGGUCAAACUCCCCGGCAAUGAUUAGGGAAAAGCACAGCUAGAUUAGAUUGCCCAGGGCUUGAUCCCACCUUGCCUUGUAAGUCUCCAGGAAUGAGGCAUCAACCACAACUCUAGGCAGCCUGUUCCAGUGCUUUGCCACCCUUGCUGUAAAAAACUGUUUCCUUCUAUCCAACCUAAAUGUGUUUUACUUUGUGACGUUCGCCUGUACCCACUGCUCAAGCCUGCUUAGGUCCCUCUGGAUGGCAUCCUGUUCCUCUGGUGUGUCAACUGCAGCCCACAGCUUGGUGUCAUUAGCAAACUUGCUGAGGGUGCACUUGACCCCACUUUUGAUGUUGCUGAUGAAGGUGGUAUCAAAGAGUACCAGUCCCAGCACUGAUCCCUGGGGGACGCUGCUUGUCACCGAUCUUCAUCCAGACACUGAGCCAUUGGCCACUGCUCUCUGGACUCGAUUCUGCAGCCAGUUGUUCAUCCAUUGAACAGUCCACUCAUCAAAUCCAUAUAUUUCAUAUAUAUUUUCAUAUAUUUCCAUAUAUUUAAGGACUGUGAUUGAAGGACUCUGACACAAUACCCCACAACAUCCUUCUCUCCAAAUUGGAAAUACAUGUGGCUCUUCUGUUGUCCGUUGAUGCAGUGACACUGCCAUAAAAGACUGCUAGGUUGGUCAAGCAGGAUUUGGCCUUGGUGAAGCCGUGCUGGUUCUCCCUGCCUUCCAUGUGCCUUAGCUCACAGAGGUGAGACUGAUGGGUUGGUAGUUUUGAGGGUCAUCAUAUUAUCCUUCUUAGAAGUGGGUGUGCUGUUGACUUUUUCCAGUCACCAGAGACUGAUUGCCAGGACUUUGCAGAUGUCAUGGAGAGUGGCUUGGUGACCACAUCAGCUAAUUCCCUAAGGACUCUGGGAUGCAUUUCAUCGGGACUCAUAAACUGGCAGAUGUUCAGGUUCCUCAGGUGGUCAAAAACGUCAUCUUUGCUUACAGUGGGAGGGACGUUGCUUCCCCAGUUCCCUCCUGCUAAACCAAACAUUUGAGGGCUGUUUGGCGAGCAGUUAUCAGAGAAGAUUGAAGCAAAGCAGUUGUUAAGUACCUCAGCCUUCUCCUUGUCUGUUGUUACCAGAUCGCCUGUGUCACUUACUAGGCAUGGUAUGCAUUCCUGGACUUUCCUUUUCUGGAUGAGGUACCUGUAGAAGCCUUUCUUGUUCUUCUUGGUAUCCCUUGCCAAAGUUAGGCCAAGCUGGGCCUUGGCUUUCCUGACCCCCUCCCUGCACAGACUUGCAGCUUCUUUGUAGUCUUCCCAUGGUACCUGUUUGCACUGCCUGUACGUUUUCUUCUUGCUCUUCCAUUUGACCAGCAGGUCCUGGUUCAGCCACGCCUGUCUCUUGCCUUCCUUUCCUGACAGCGUAGAUCAGCAGCAGUGAGUAGAUUCAUGCUAGCAGCAGACUGUUGGGUCAUUUUAAUUGUCACUCAAGCAGCCGAGGUAAUAAUGCAGCAGGGAAAGAUCACUACGGUAUAACCCACAGAUAGCAAGUUAUUUUGAGAGUGAAAUCUAAGUGACGGAUAGCCCCAGAUCUCACGUUAUCAUUGUCCUUUUUUUUGUUUGCAGCGUGAAUGCAUAUCCAUCCAUGUUGGUCAGGCUGGUGUUCAGAUUGGCAAUGCAUGCUGGGAAUUGUAUUGUCUUGAACACGGGAUCCAGCCUGAUGGUCACAUGCCCAGUGACAAAACUAUUGGAGGCGGAGAUGAUUCAUUUAACACUUUCUUCAGUGAGACGGGAGCUGGUAAACAUGUUCCCAGAGCAGUGUUUGUGGACCUGGAGCCAACGGUAGUCGAUGAAGUACGUACAGGCACAUAUAGGCAGUUGUUCCACCCUGAGCAGCUCAUUACUGGGAAAGAAGAUGCAGCUAAUAAUUAUGCCAGAGGCCAUUACACCGUUGGAAAAGAGAUUGUUGAUCUAGUGUUAGACCGCACGCGCAAAGUGGCUGAUCUGUGCACUGGGCUGCAAGGUUUCCUUAUCUUUCACAGUUUUGGAGGAGGCACUGGUUCAGGGUUUACAUCUCUGCUCAUGGAAAGGCUCUCUGUUGACUAUGGCAAAAAAUCUAAACUAGAAUUUGCAAUUUAUCCAGCACCACAGGUUUCUACUGCUGUAGUGGAACCUUACAAUUCAGUUUUAACUACUCAUACAACACUGGAGCAUUCAGACUGCGCAUUCAUGGUAGAUAAUGAAGCCACUUAUGAUAUAUGUCGUCGCAACCUGGACAUAGAACGUCCCACUUAUACCAAUUUAAAUCGACUAAUUGCGCAAAUUGUUUCAUCCAUCACAGCUUCACUACGUUUUGAUGGAGCCCUUAAUGUAGAUCUGACAGAAUUUCAAACUAACCUUGUUCCGUACCCACGAAUCCAUUUCCCCUUGGUAACAUAUGCCCCUAUCAUCUCUGCUGAAAAAGCCUACCAUGAGCAGUUAUCCGUGGCUGAAAUUACCAAUGCUUGCUUUGAACCAGCCAACCAGAUGGUAAAAUGUGACCCACGUCAUGGUAAAUACAUGGCCUGCUGUAUGUUAUACAGAGGUGAUGUUGUCCCUAAAGAUGUCAACGCAGCUAUCGCUACUAUCAAGACUAAACGUACCAUUCAGUUUGUGGAUUGGUGCCCAACUGGAUUCAAGGUGGGCAUUAACUACCAGCCUCCAACUGUGGUGCCAGGUGGCGACCUUGCAAAGGUGCAGAGAGCUGUAUGUAUGCUGAGUAAUACCACUGCCAUUGCUGAAGCAUGGGCUCGUCUCGACCAUAAAUUCGAUUUGAUGUAUGCCAAACGUGCCUUUGUACAUUGGUACGUUGGGGAAGGAAUGGAGGAAGGAGAAUUUUCCGAAGCCCGGGAAGAUCUGGCUGCCCUUGAAAAAGAUUAUGAAGAAGUUGGGAUAGACUCUGUAGAAGCAGAGGCUGAAGAAGAGGAUGAAUACUGAAAAUG